Molecule: messenger RNA, 603 nt
Organism: Bacillus rossius redtenbacheri
Lineage: Eukaryota; Metazoa; Arthropoda; Insecta; Phasmatodea; Bacillidae
Exons: 2
Coding region: 105-434 (109 amino acids)
Source: RefSeq, a predicted model, not a curated record
ACGCCGCAUAAGUAGCGGGCGUCGCGACGGUCCGUCAGUCAGUCAGCCCAGAGCAGAGCAGCCCCGACAGUGCAGCAGCGCAGGCGCCCACCGAGACACCAGCCAUGAACAUGCUCGCGGUAAGCAUGUCCCAGGUGUGCGCAGUGUUGGCGAUGCUGAGCGCCGCCGUGCUAUCGGCACCGGCAGAGCGGCAGCAAGCAGUUCCGCGCGCCGCCGCCCAGGUGGCAGCACCGGGCGAGCCGGCCGCGCGGCCUUCGGCAGACCCGGUGUCGCGGCCAGCAGGAGAAGCGAGCGCCGAACAGGAGGAGGACGACAUGGAGGCGGCGGAGGCCAUCGUGUUCCGCCCCUUGUUCGCCUACCGCCGGCGACAGCGCCAGAGGCAGCGCGCGCGCAACAACCGGAACAGGAGCGCCUACGGAGGAUACUACUACUGAAACCUUCCGCUACUGAACCUGCCACUAACCAAUAUUUAUUGCUUAUUUAUUAUUUUUUACUAUUGUAAAUAAAUAUUAUUUUGUUAUUUUCAAAACCUACUGACAUGUUACUAAAUACUUUGUAUAAAAGUGCCAAAUUUUUCUUAGUAAAAUAAAAUUUUUACCCUAA